Callorhinus ursinus (northern fur seal) is the source of this 7148-nucleotide messenger RNA. The record is from RefSeq and is a predicted model, not a curated record. Lineage: Eukaryota; Metazoa; Chordata; Mammalia; Carnivora; Otariidae.
GCGAAAAGAGUCCGAGUCUCUGUUCGUGAGAGCCUCUAAUCUGGUUGCUGUGGAAACAUGACUAAAUAAACGGAAGUCCAUUCUGAUAAUUCUGAUACCUGAGAUGUAACUGGACUAAAGAGUGGAACAGGAAAAAUUUUAGUGCCAACCUCAAUUACAAUGGCUACUGAUUCAGGAGAGCCAGCUAGCACAGAAGAUUCUGAGAAACCUGAUGGAGUUUCACUGGAAGACAGAGCUCCUCAGCUUGCAGCAACUUUGACAGUGGAAGCUAGACUAAAAGAAAAAAAUAGUACCUUCUCUGCUUCUGGGGAAACUACAGAAAGGAAGAGAUUCUUCCGAAAAAGUGUUGAGAUGAUGGAAGAUGAUAAAGUUGCUGCAUCUUCCUCCAAAGAUGAGAGAAUGAAGACCACAACAAAUAUUCCAAGAGUAGAAAAGCUUCCUACAAAUGUGCUAGGAGGUGGACAAGAAGUUAAAUACGAACAGUGUUCAAAGGCAACUUCAGAGUCCUCAAAAGAUUGUCUCAAGGAGAAAAAUGAAAAGGAAAUGGAAGAAGAAGCAGAAAUGAAGGCCGUAGCUACUUCUCCUAGUGGCAGGUUCCUGAAAUUCGACAUAGAGCUGGGAAGAGGAGCAUUUAAAACAGUAUAUAAAGGAUUGGACACUGAAACAUGGGUUGAGGUUGCUUGGUGUGAGCUGCAGGAUCGGAAAUUAACCAAAGCUGAGCAGCAAAGGUUCAAGGAAGAAGCAGAAAUGUUAAAGGGUCUCCAACAUCCCAAUAUAGUUCGAUUUUAUGAUUCCUGGGAGUCUAUAUUAAAAGGAAAGAAAUGUAUUGUAUUGGUGACUGAACUUAUGACAUCAGGAACUUUAAAGACGUACUUAAAACGAUUUAAAGUCAUGAAACCAAAGGUCUUAAGGAGCUGGUGCAGGCAAAUUUUAAAGGGGUUGCAGUUCUUGCAUACUAGGACUCCUCCCAUUAUUCACCGGGAUCUGAAGUGUGAUAAUAUUUUCAUCACGGGACCCACUGGAUCUGUGAAGAUUGGUGAUCUAGGCCUAGCCACCUUAAUGCGAACAUCAUUUGCUAAGAGUGUCAUUGGGACUCCUGAGUUUAUGGCCCCAGAGAUGUAUGAAGAGCACUAUGAUGAAUCUGUAGAUGUCUAUGCUUUUGGAAUGUGUAUGCUGGAAAUGGCUACUUCAGAGUACCCUUACUCUGAGUGCCAGAAUGCAGCUCAAAUAUACCGUAAAGUAACUAGCGGCAUAAAACCAGCCAGUUUCAAUAAAGUCACUGAUCCUGAAGUGAAAGAAAUCAUUGAAGGAUGUAUUCGCCAAAACAAAUCAGAAAGGUUGUCUAUCAGGGACCUACUAAACCACGCAUUUUUUGCUGAGGAUACAGGACUGAGAGUGGAGUUAGCAGAGGAAGAUGACUGCUCAAAUUCAUCCCUGGCUUUAAGACUCUGGGUUGAAGACCCUAAAAAAUUGAAAGGCAAGCACAAAGACAAUGAAGCUAUUGAGUUCAGUUUCAAUUUAGAAACAGAUACAUCUGAGGAAGUAGCGUAUGAAAUGGUCAAGUCAGGAUUCUUCCAUGAAAGUGAUUCCAAAGCUGUUGCUAAGUCCAUUAGAGACCGGGUCACCCUGAUAAAGAAGACAAGGGAGAAGAAGCCAGCUGGCUGUUUGGAAGAACGCAGGGAAUCCCAGUGCAAGUCUGCAGGGAAUGUACUCCCUCAGCCCCAGAAUACAGCUUUGCCCCCUGCUCCUGCUCAGCACACUGGGGCUGAAUGUGAAGAAACUGAAGUUGAUCAACAUGUUCGACAACAGCUUCUACAAAGAAAACCACAGCAGCACUGCUCCUCUGUUACAGGUGACAAUUUGUCCGAGGCAGGAGUUGGAUCUGCUAUACACUCAGAUACUUCAAGUCAGCCCAGUAUGGCCUAUUCCUCAGACCAGAUGAUGGGCUCUCAAGUGGUUUCCAACAUCCCACAGACUGAAAUAAAUGUUCCAGGGAUGAUUUAUCCAUCCCAGCAGCUGGUAGGACAUUACCAGCAGAUUUCAGGGUUGCAACAGCAGCCAAAGCUGACUCAGCCCCACAUUUUGCCUUUGGUUCAAGGUCAGUCCACUGUUUUGCCUGUACAUGUCCUUGGACCUCCGAUUGUCUCACAACCCCAAGUUUCCCCAUUAACUGUCCAGAAAGUCUCACAGAUAAAGCCUGUAUCCCAGGCAGUUGGAAUUGAACAAGCAACUCUUCUAAAACCGGAUUUAGUUAGAAGUUUGAAUCCGGAUGUGGCAGCUGUGAAGGAAAACAUCAAUACCCCUGAUAACCCCUGUGGAAAUGGCAAACAAGAUCGGAUCAAACAAAGAAGAGCUUCCUGUCCUCGACCAGAGAAGGGGACUAAAUUCCAACUUACUGUCCUUCAGGUGUCAGUAUCUGGAGACAAUAUGGUGGAAUGUCAACUGGAGACACACAACAACAAGAUGGUCACCUUCAAAUUUGAUGUUGAUGGUGAUGCACCAGAGGAUAUUGCAGACUAUAUGGUUGAAGAUAACUUUGUGCUAGAAAAUGAGAAAGAAAAAUUUGUAGAAGAAUUGAGGGCUAUUGUAGGUCAAGCCCAGGAGAUCCUUCAUGUCCACUCUGCUGCAGAUAGAGCCAUUGGAAUUGACUCUAUUAUUGUGGAAUCCAACAAUAACCAAACAGGAUCAUCUGAACAAGUACAGAUAAAUUCUGCAUCCACUCAAACCAGCAAUGAAUCUGCUCCACAGUCAUCCCCAGUUGGUCGGUGGCGAUUCUGUAUCAAUCAAACAAUAAGAAACCGUGAGGCUCAAUCUCCUCCUUCUCUUCAGCAGUCCAUGUCUACAGUUCCUGGGCUAUCUCUAGUUCCUGGUCCAAGAACCACAAAUAAUAAGGAAAUAUCACAGGACACACUGCCCACUCUAGAAAGUAAUCCAUGCCAGCGUGUAUUUUUUGCCUCCAAAUCAGAACUCAAGGAUGUAGUUGAUGGUAAGAUGUCUGAAUAUGCCAGUGUAGAAACUAAGCAGCCAGCUUUAUUUUAUCGAGUGGAAGAUGACAGGCAGAUAAUGGCACCAGUUACUAGCAGUUCAAGUUACACUGCUACUUCAGUUCGUACAGUUCCAGUUGAAUGUGAGGGACUUACCAACCAAGCAGGCAUAUUUCUACCUGUAUAUCCAUGUCACCAAGCUGCCAGUCAGGCCGAUGUACUUAUGGUCCCUCCUGGCGAGUCAACUCAGAUUGCUGGUAACUCUCUUACAACUCUGGCAUUUAUGUCUGAUCAAAAGCCUCAAUCCUUAGCAGUGCAACAGCCAACUAUGGAUGCAGAGUUUAUUUCCCAAGAAGGAGAAACCACAAUGAACACUGAAGCGAGUUCUCCUAAGAUGGUCAUUCCCACUCAGACCCCUGGCCUUGAACUGACUACCCUUCUACCCACUACUUUCCUGGAAUCAGAUGGGGAAAGACCUCCAAAAAUGGAGUUUGCAGACAACCGAAUUAAAACUCUGGAUGAAAAAUUAAGAAACUUGCUCUACCAGGAGCAUAGCAUAUCUAGCAUCUAUCCUGAGAGUCAGAAGGAUACCCAAAGCAUAGACUCUCCAUUUUCUUCCUCUGCUGAAGAUACACUCUCAUGUCCAGUGCCAGAAGUCAUAGGCAUCAGUCACAGUGGAAUUCAAGAUAGUCCUGCACAGUCCCCUAAUUUUCAGCAGACAGGCUCUAAGAUUCUGUCCAAUGUGGCUGCAAGUCAGCCUGCUAACAUAUCAGUAUUCAAAAGGGACCUGAAUGUGAUAACUUCUAUACCCAGCGAAUUAUAUUUACAUGAGAUGUCCCCAGAUGCUUCACUUCCAGGGGAUCCAGAGGCCUAUCCUGCUGCUGUGUCAAGCGGUGGAGCCAUUCAUCUGCAGACAGGAGGUGGAUAUUUUGGCCUAAGCUUUACUUGUCCUAGUCUCAAAAAUCCUAUUAGCAAGAAAUCCUGGACUCGCAAAUUAAAAAGCUGGGCAUACAGGCUACGGCAGUCAACCAGCUUUUUCAAGAGAUCAAAAGUCCGUCAAGUGGAAGCAGAAGAUACGAGAUCAGCAGUUGCUCCUGAUCCCAUUCCUCUGACGGGAGAGUCCUCGGCUGAUACUAGGGCUUUGAGUAGAUGUAAAGCGAUGAGUGGAUCAUUUCAGCGGGGUCGGUUCCAGGUGAUUACAGUUCCUCAGCAGCAGUCAGUGAAAGUGACAUCUUUUGGAAUAGAACACACACCAGCAUUCCAUAAAAUGACAACCCAUUCUAGUGAAGAAGCUCUAGCCUUUACGGACAGAGCAAAGUCUCAAUUAGUGGAAAUGGAACCUGCCACGCACAAUCCACCGACUUCACUUUCUUCUCAGAAGUUACGAGCUCUUCAUGAAACCUUCAAAGAAGGUAAAAGAAUUCCCAAACAAGGUUACAACUUCUCAUCUUUCAGCACAGCUUGUGAGACUGAUGUAUCUUCAAUGACCCCAGAAAAAGAGUUGGAAGAGAACUCAGCCACGGGAAGUAGUAUGCAUUCUGGACUUGAACUGUUGUUUAAAGAGAGAGAGAUACUUACUGCUGGGAAACAGCCUAGCUCUGAUAGUGAAUUUUUAGCCACUCUUGCUGGCAGAGGGAAGUCAGUGGCAAAGACUGGUCCAGAGAGUGACCACUGCUUACCACUCCGUGAAGAAAAAGCCUGUGCUCAGACACAGAGCUCACUCUUCUAUUCACCAUCUUCUCCAAUGAGCAGUGAUGAUGAGUCAGAAAUAGAGGACGAGGAUUUGAAGGUGGAGCUUCAAAGAUUACGAGAAAAACACAUUCAGGAGGUGGUAAAUCUUCAAACCCAGCAGAAUAAGGAGCUGCAGGAGCUCUAUGAACGCCUUCGGGCAAUUAAAGAUAGCAAAAUCCAGUCAUCAGAGGUUCCUCUGCCACCUUCGUCACCACGCAGACCAAGAUCUUUCAAAAGCAAACUUCGUGGCCGCCCCCAGUCCUUGACACACGUGGAUAGUGGCGCAGCUGCUACAGGUAAAUUGGUCUUAAAAAAUGAUUUAGUAAAUCCACUGUGUGUGGAAAGUAAUGUAGCAUCAUGCCAGCAAUCUCCAGCUAGUAAAAAAGGGAUGUUCACAGACGACUUACAUAAACUGGUUGAUGACUGGACAAAGGAAACAGUAGGAAAUUCUCUUAUUAAGCCAAGUUUAAACCAACUCAAACAGAGUCAACACAAACUAGAGGCAGACAACUGGAACAAAGUAUAUGAAAAUACUCCAUCUACUAUGGGCUACACACCAACAUGGAUUUCUUCUCUGUCCCAAAUCCGUGGAGCUGUCCCAACCUCCUUGCCACAAGGACUCCCACUCCCUUCAUUUCCUGGGCCAUUAUCAUCAUAUGGAAUGCCCCAUGUUUGUCAGUAUAAUGCUGUGGGGGGGCCAGGGUACCCAGUACAGUGGGUAGGAAUUUCAGGAACACCGCAACAGUCUGUAGUAAUUCCUACUCAAUCUGGGGGACCAUUCCAGCCGGGAAUGAAUUUACAGGCGUUUCCAGCUUCAUCAGUGCAGAAUCCAUCCGCGAUCCCUCCUGGUCCCAAAUGAAUCAGAGUAGAUGAUGAAGAAAAGGGAGAUUUUUUUCAGAAUUAUUUUCAGGACACCUAAGAUACUAAACGUUCUUCUUCUUGGGUUCUGCCAUAUUUUCCCUCAUUUGAGUUUACUUUCCACUAUAUAUUUUUUUUUUGUUCCAUUGUGGUAUUUUAUAUAGCUCAUCAUUCUGUAGAACUGUGCAGUUUGUACAUAGAACACUGCACACAGAAAUGUUUUUUCACUUCAAAUCCUAUCCUCUUUGAUACUUGAUUUUUUAAAAAUACCGUUCAGAAUGCUUUAAUAAGCUCAGCUUGAGCAUUACCAUUUCCAGGACACUUUCCAUGAAUUGCUGAGAAGCCCCCAUUUUUUACUGCUGCUAUCUGCAGCUGGAUGAUACUUUAAAAUGUAUAAAAACUAUUUAAAUUGAUAUUCCCCAAACGUGGACGAAGUGAGACCCUCCAACAGCCGGAGUCUUAUGGGAUUCUUCACAUGUUUAUCUUAGGUUUACCUUUCACAGAAGGCAGGGUAACUUGCUGCAGGAAACGUUUUGGUAUAUAAAAUUAGAAUAACUUUGUCAACCAAUAUAGACCAUGAACCCUUUUUAAUGUGAUUUUCUUCCCGUCGUCACAGCAGGAGGAGUGAAGCCUUGUUUUAGGUGAGGCGGAGAGAAAGGAAAAAACAGAACUGUAACAGUUCCUUGAUUCUGCAGAUACUGUAGCUGCUUUAGGAUUUCAAUAGUAAUUCAAAGCAGCUAUCUCCUUGUUUCUCAUGUGCACACUACAUUGUUUUUGAGCAUCUGAGAGGCAUUGGUUUGGCUUGCAUUCUUUUGCAAGGGAUAUAUUGCAGCUGAUAUGAAUCUCAUUUGAGGGAAUCUUUGUAUUCCUAACAAAGAGGAUUCAAGUUACACCUCUAUUGAUCCAUUCUUCUGAAGUAAAAUGUACUUGACACAGUAGGUUGUAGGUUUUGAGACUUACACAUGAAACACUGGCUUUACAGGGUUCUAAGAUGCGGGGUAUACACUGUCCUGCAGUGAGAUAGUAGACCCUCGAAGGACACUAUUUAAGUUGCCCUUAGCUUUCUUUUGGGGGGGUGCCAUUUUUUAGUUGUUAUAAUUUCUUAGUAUACAUAGCAUCCUAGAUGAUUUUAGAUCUUAGAUGAUUUUGGCAGCCUCUUUAGAAUCUGAGAGAGAUCACUGUCAAGUUGCACUUUACUGGGUUUUAUCCAGUUUUAGGAGGAGGUGAGGCAAUGUCAAAAUAUACACUUUUGAUUUUCAAGAAGGCUAACUAUAGUAAUCUUAAAAGCCUGGUCACAGAGUUACCUAAUGCUCAGUCUGUGAAACCCAAAUGGAAUUCUUACAUGAAUUAAUCAACUACCAUAUAUACACCCAAAUGGAAUUCUUACAUGAAUUAAUCAACUACCACAUAUACAUAUUUAAAAUACUUUACACUCUGAAAUUUUCAAGGUCAUUUCUAGUACAUAUUUACCUGAUAAUGAGUUCUGUCUACUGGUAAACAUUCCAAAUUACCACCCAACAUUUCUUUUAACAGAUUUUCCUCCAUGUUCCUCUAAAAUUUUUACCCCAUGAGCUU